AUGUUAGAGCCGUCUGGUGUGCCCUUUGACAAGAGUUGGAAUCGUAUAAGAAGCGAGUUUAUGGAAAAAAUUGAGGAUGAGUUGGAUUAUUUGGACAAUUUUCACGAUAAAAAACCGCUAAAAAUACGUCCAGAUGAUUAUAUCAAGUACUAUACACUUGUGUACAAUAUGUGUGUUCAAAAAGAUUCAAACUAUGCUGAGCUUUUAUACAACAGGCUCGGUGAAACAUUAUCGGAAUAUAUAAAAACGAAGAUGUGUAUACGUCUUAAAGCAACAAAGUCAGAUGAAUCUGAGUUAAAGCAGAUAUUACUGACAAAUUGGAGAAAAUAUAAACAUUACAUCCAUAUUUUAACAGGAAUAUUUGCAUAUUUGGAUCGAUUCUAUGUACCAUUGGCGGUUCAGCCUACUAUAUAUGAAUAUGGAAUGGCAAUAUUCCAACGACUGAUUUUUGAACCAUACAAGGACUUUUUGAAAUCAGUUGUUUUAAAUGCUUUGGAUUCAAAAAGAUCGGGAGGGGUUGAUAAUCCGAGUUUAGAUGCAGACAUUACCAAUAUUGUCGAAAUGUUCAACAAACUCGAUUCAACCUCAGGAACACAGUACAAGAUGGAACUAGAACCAUUUAUACUAGAUAGGGCUAAUGGUUAUUAUCUAAAAAUUGCACCUUUGUGGAUUAGCGAACUGUCCUUAGGUGACUACUUGCACAUUGUACAGCAUUGUAUGGAAGAAGAAAAAAUGUAUUGUGAAAAAUACUUUAACGAGUCUACUAAAGAACAGCUAUUGGCCACUAUAAUAUCCUCACUUUUGUUUAACCAGCGAAUACAACUAUUCAAUAAAUUUACUCAGUUGUUUUCCUUGUUUAUGGAUAACGAAGUAAAGGAACUGAAACGAAUUUACAAACCUUUAAGUAAACUAGAGGGUGCCCAUCAAUCUAUUUCUGAGCAAUUGAAAAGGGCUAUUGAGGAAUCUCUGACCGGUAUCGACUCUGAGAAUAAAAUCCAAAAUAUAGUGAAAGUAUUUUCGAAAUUCAAGCGUUUGUUCGUUUUAAUUUUUAUGUAA
Molecule: messenger RNA, 1056 nt
Organism: Theileria equi strain WA
Lineage: Eukaryota; Apicomplexa; Aconoidasida; Piroplasmida; Theileriidae
Product: cullin protein, putative
Exons: 7
Coding region: 1-1056 (351 amino acids)
Biological process (GO): ubiquitin-dependent protein catabolic process; protein ubiquitination
Cellular component (GO): cullin-RING ubiquitin ligase complex
Molecular function (GO): ubiquitin protein ligase binding
Source: RefSeq, a predicted model, not a curated record